Messenger RNA from Colletotrichum orchidophilum, 3405 nucleotides. RefSeq names its product phosphatidylinositol-specific phospholipase C. Bases 1 to 3405 code for a protein of 1134 amino acids. Gene Ontology annotation, biological process: lipid metabolic process; phosphatidylinositol-mediated signaling. NCBI's taxonomy places the organism in Eukaryota, Fungi, Ascomycota, Sordariomycetes, Glomerellales, Glomerellaceae. Gene Ontology annotation, molecular function: phosphatidylinositol-4,5-bisphosphate phospholipase C activity. The record is from RefSeq and is a predicted model, not a curated record. The transcript has a single exon.
AUGCCCCCUACUUCUACUUCAACUCAGUUGCCAACACCUCUACCCCUUUCCAAACCUACCAUGCCACCUCAGUCUACUCAGUUCAGGCGCACACGCCCAAGCCAUGUGCAGACGAACCUCCCCUCGAAUAUUCACCUACAACACGUACAGCAACAGCAACAGCAACAGCAACAAUCUACCAUGCCAGCUUCGACGAUAAGCGCCUCCUCCGUGGCCUCAAGUUCACAACAGGGCUCGCCCGUCAUGUCUCCAGAGACCGCCGUCAUGACGAGCAACAGCUCACUUCAGGCCUCCCCCGAGCACCGGGGGCGUGAGCUCGUGGAUGACCAAUUCUCGGCGGGCUCCUUCUCGCUGCCAGAGUCGGUCAUCUCGAGGAAAACGAGUGAUAAUUCACUCGGACAGACACUCGUCGGCAGCCCCAGUGCCAUGUCCGAGGCCGUCAGCAAAAGUAACAACAUCAUUCGGCGUCUGUCGAACCGAGCCACGGCGAGAUUCGCCCGCCGCAGAACAUCCUCCGCUGCCCCAAACAGCCGUGACGGCAGCGUCGGCCCCGGUAUGCUCCGUCGAAGGAGUGACAGCAAUACCACGGCCCCGCCCGACCUUGCCGCGUAUAGCGACUCUGACGAUGAGAUCAUCGAUGAGAUGGACGAUUUCCGGUCAUUGACUGGUGGUCAGGACGGGGCUCUCAGGGAGUCGUCCUCGAAUAGCACCACCGCAUCUCUGGCCGGCUCCACCUCACCUUCGAACACCACCGCCGGCCCCGUCAUUCCCUUCCAGCUGCUCAAGGGCACCUGGAUUAGGAAGGUCUCAAAGAAGAACUGGAAGAAGCGUUUCAUCCUGGUUCUGGAGCCCGACGCAGCCAAGAUCUCCUGGGAUAAGAACAGGCCCCACAAGUGCCUGUAUAUUGACGACAUCAAGGAGAUUAGGACCGGUUCCGACAUUCGACAAUACCGCAUCGAUUACGGUGUGCCGGAAUCCGAAGAGUCCCGAUGGUUCUCCAUCAUGUACGCCGUGCCUGACAAGUCCAAGACCAAGAUGAUGCACCUGGUCGCCGAUGACGCCAGCACCUUUUACAACUGGGUGACUACUCUCGAGGCCAUCUCCAAGCACCGACAAGAUCUCAUGGCGUCUCUGAUGGCCUUCAACGAUCGGGCCAUUCGCGACUACUGGCUCCAUGAGAUGACGAAGCAGGGUGGUGAGAAGCCCCUGUCUCUCGACGACGGCGACAUUGAUUUUGAAGGAGUCCAGCGGGUUUGCCGGAAUCUCCACAUUCAUGCCUCGCCUGGCCAGUUGCUCGCUACAUUCUACGCGGCUGAUGCCACGGUCACGGGUCGCCUGAACUUCUUUGAAUUCCAGACCUUUGUGGGUUUCAUGAAACGGCGUGAGGACAUUCGACAAAUCUACCACCAGAUCGCGGCGAACCCAGAGGCCGGCCUCACUGUCACGGAGUUUCUUAAAUUUUUGCGGGACGACCAGGGUGAAAACGUUGAUGCUGACCUUCCGGGCUGGGAAGCUUUAUACAGCAAGUUCGCUCGCAAGUUCAGGCCCAGGGAUGCCGACAAACUCGAGUGGACGCAGGCCGAGGGCCCUAGGAUGGGCGACGCUGCCUUUGCCGCAUACCUCACCUCGACCUACAACCUGCCGGUCCGCAAGGAGCCCAAGGAGUACACCCUGGACCGUCCAUUGAACGAGUACUUUGUCUCCAGCUCUCACAACACCUACCUGAUGGGCCGACAAGUUGCCGGUUUAUCCAGCGUUGAGGGCUACAUUUCGGCGCUUGCGCGUGGGUGCCGUUGUGUAGAGGUUGAUUGUUGGGAUGGACCGGAUGGCAACCCCACGGUAAACCACGGCCGCACACUCACGACGUCGAUUAGCUUCCAGGAGACCAUGACCACGAUCAACAAGUACGCCUUUGUCAAGACCAAGUACCCUCUCUGGAUCUCCCUUGAGGUUCACUGCAAUCCCGCGCAACAGGCUGAGAUGGCUCGUAUCAUAAAAGAGACCUUUGGCGCUCGUCUCGUAACCGAGCCCCUGGACCCGUCCUCUGACAAAUUCCCGUCUCCCGAGCAGCUCAAGGAGCGAGUACUCAUCAAGGUCAAGCGCCCGCAGCCAUCUCCGGAGCCUACCAAGCCAGCCGAGUCGACUGGUCGCCGACGCGGCAACAGCCUGAGCUCCCCGUACCCUAAGCCGGUUCAGUUGGAUAACAGCAUUGUCCCCUCCCAGUCGCUGCCUCAGAGCCCGAUUCUGAGCCCGAGCCACUCUUCCCGCCGCCUCGUCAGCAAAAGCCGUGUCAACACCAUCACCGAGGGCGAGGUCCAGGACGCCCUGAGCAGCAGCACAAGCGACAACGACAGCGCCGGCGAGCGUGUGCCCCCUAGGCGGUCGUCAAACAAGACGGUCAAGGUCCUAGGAGAUUUAGGCGUGUACUGUGCCGGCGUCAAGUUUGGUGGAUUCGACGCCACCGAGGCCAAGGCGUACAACCACAUCUUCUCCUUCAUGGAGUCGAGUUUCAUGAGAAACAGCAAGUCCACGGAGGAGAAGAGAGCCAUUGAGCUCCACAACAUGCGAUACCUCAUGCGCGUUUACCCCGACCGCACCCGAAUCACGUCCAACAACUUUACCCCAAUCGCCUACUGGCGCAAGGGCGUGCAGAUGGCUGCACUCAACUGGCAGACGUUCGAUCUCGGCAUGCAGCUCAAUCAGGCCAUGUACGAGAGCGGCACCGACAGAUCCGGCUACGUCUUGAAGCCGACCGAGCUGCGCGAGAUCAAGGUGAUGCCCCCCGGAUGGGAAGGCCUUCGGGAGCGCCAGGAGGUCACCUUCACCGUUGAUGUCAUCUCGGCCCAGCAGCUCAUGCGCCCCAACGGCAUGCCCAACAACAAGACGGUCGACCCUUAUGUCGAGGUGGAGGUGUUCCACUCCAACGACAAGAGGGAUAAGAGAGACGCGGAUGGCGAGGCAUCGGUUUCGGACACGCCCCUCAAGUUCCGCACCCGCGUGAUUCGGGAGAACGGCUUCAACCCAAUCUUUGAUGGCAAGUUUACCUUCAAGGUUACGACCAAGUUCCCCGAACUCAUCUUUAUUCGCUGGUCGGUCAAGCUCUCUCACAAUGGUGAGAGCUACAACGACCGCCAACCCGUGGCGACGCACACUGCCAAGCUCAACGGCCUCAAGCGUGGCUACCGCACCCUCCCCCUCUUUGACCACAACGGCGAACAGUAUCUCUUCUCUACCCUCUUUUGCCGCGUCAACAUCAACUCCGUCCAGACCAUUCUAAUCACAAAGGGCGAGGAACUCGAGUCCACGGGCAUCAGCAAACCCCGCGGAGUCGGGCGAGUCUUCAACACGUUCGGCACUCGAUCCAACAACAUUAGCCCCAAGUCAAGCAUGGAAAAGGCGACCUAA